AUGAAUAUCAACGUCCAUAAGAGAUUCAUAAUAAAGUGUAGGGAGGCACAUAGAGGGGCUAGAGGAUUACACGAAAUGGAAAUUAUAAGAAAGAAGAAUUUCAUGGGUAAGAUUUGCUUAAUGGCAAAUGGAGGUAAAAUAAAUGGUCUUACAAAAAUACAGAAGAGGUAUUUAUUUUUUAGAAAUGAAAAAAAUGACAUAAUAAAAAACGAAAUAGAGGAAAUUUUAAAAAUGGAACAGGAUCCCACAAUGAUGAAAAGGAGAGAGGAGAAUUUUUUGAAUGAAAAUGACCUUGAUGAACGAUGGGCUAAACGUGAAAAGUAUGAUGAACAAGGUGAACGGAGAGAAGAGAAACAGAAAAAGGAAUACAAGAAUAAAAGAGGAAAAUUUAAAAGGUUGUUUAUUUUUAUAACAUUCCAAAGCAUACCAAUAGUAGGAAUUAUGUACCUCUUUAAGUAUGUUGAAAGUGUGAAAUUAGCUGAACUGAAUUUUUCAUUUGAUUCUUCAGAAGAUAUAAUUAAAGAAGCACUUAAAUUGAUACAAGGCAAUUCGAAAUGUUUCUGUGUGUAUUCUGAGAAUAAUGAAAUUAAGACCUUUUUUAUUGACCCAUUAGAUCCUGAAAAUUGUGAAGUGAAUUACGAAACAGGGGAAGUGGACGAAGAAAAAAAGCAAAUAAUGUCUUGUAAAUUUGACCAAUUAAGUAAUGAAUUAAAAAAAACUGAGAAGGCACCAGAAGAGGAUGAUGAAGUUACUAAAAUGAGGUACACACAGAGUAGUAAUGGUUCUAAAGAAAUAAUACCAAAACGUGAAAAAACUGGCAAUUCAGAUGAUAUAACCAAAUUGUUAUAUUCAAUGAAUAGACCAUUAAUGCAUAAAAUUAUGAACUUGAAAUCUUCGACAGAAUUACCCCUAAAUUAUUUAUACUUUUGUAUUUCCAAAAAUACAGAUAUACAUAAUUUCUUAAAAAAGAAAAAUGAAUAUAUAAGUCUAUUAUACUCUGAUGACACCAAAAAUAUUUAUGUCACUUUGGCUGGAAAUGCUUCAAUCAUUGAAAGUGAUAUUGUUCGAAAUAUUUUUUGGACUAAUAAAUGGUCUUAUCUCAUACCCGAUGAUUAUAGAGACAAUUAUGUCUUAGUUAAAUUUACUCCUUCUAUUGUUUCCCUUAAAACAAUUGGCUUAAAAAAUCAGCACUGGAAAAGUAACAUUGUUCGCAGGUCAAUUAUCAAUGACAAAUUGGCUUGGGUCAAGAUAUAA
This is a messenger RNA of Plasmodium gonderi, 1254 nucleotides long. RefSeq lists its product as hypothetical. The record is from RefSeq and is a predicted model, not a curated record. The coding region runs from base 1 to 1254 and encodes 417 amino acids. The transcript has a single exon. Lineage: Eukaryota; Apicomplexa; Aconoidasida; Haemosporida; Plasmodiidae.